AUGACGCAGCCUCGCCAUCAGCUGUUGACAGUGUGGAUGCUCAGCCUCCGGACACCGGGUCUCCGCCGUCACCGCGUCCGUGUCUGAAACGCUCAUGUAGUUUGUGGACCGGCCGGUACCGGAGCUGCCAUGAGCGCGUUGUGUCGCCUGAUCCAGAGAGCGCUGCCUGGCGGCGGAGCGGGGCGCCGGCUCUUCCCCGGGCAGCAGCAGCACCUCUGCGGGGCUGCUCUCACGGUGCGGACCGCCAGCUCAUCCAGCCCAGUCAACUUGACCUACGAUGUCUUUGACGGGAAGGGAGAGAGCACUCCCCUGGUGUUUCUUCACGGCCUUUUUGGCAGCAAAUCAAACUUCCACUCAAUAGCGAAGUCCUUGGUUCAGCGCACGGGCCGAAAGGUGCUGACUGUAGAUGCCCGUAACCAUGGCAACAGCCCUCACAGCCCGGUGCUGACCUAUGAGGCGAUGGCCGGCGAUUUGAAACACCUCCUCGCUCAGCUGCACAUCGAGAGGUGCGUCCUCAUUGGCCACAGCAUGGGAGGGAAGACGGCCAUGACGAUGGCCAUCACACAGCCUGGUUUGGUUGAGCGGCUGGUGGUUGUGGACAUCAGUCCAGCCCAGACCACCACACGCACCAACUUCCGUUAUUACAUCCAGGCCUUGCAGAAGGUGAAGAUCUCCAGUGACAUCCCACGUUCCACCGCCAGGCGGAUGGCUGAGGAUCAGCUGCGCAGUUUAGUAAAGGAGCACUCAGUGCGUCAGUUCCUGCUGACUAACCUGGUGGAGCAGAACGGACACUAUGCUUGGAGGGUCAACUUGGAAGCCAUCUCGGAGCACCUUGAUAACAUCAUGAGUUUCCCCAGCUUCGACACAGUCUAUGAGGGACCUACGCUGUUUCUGGGUGGAGCCAGUUCUGCUUAUAUCAGCUCCGACGAUUACCCAGAAAUCCAGAGGCUGUUCCCUCUGGCUGACAUCCAGUACAUCCCAGACGCCAGCCACUGGAUCCACGCGGAUAAACCCUUAGACUUCAUCAGCUCCAUCAGCUCCUUCCUGCAGUCCUAGCUGCCUCCUGUCAACACCUCAGAACGUUUUCUUUUAACGCUUGGCGCCUCUGAGUGUCCACUCACUGAAAACGAAGGUGAGAAUUCAGCAGCUUCAGCGAGAGCGAGUGGAAUCAAUGAUAAUGCUAAUACCUGCAACCACUGGACCAAGCUCGCUCUUUUACAGCUGUCAGUUCUUUUACCAGCGUCAAAUGAUGUGUAGUGUAGCGUCAUGUAGGCAAACCUUUAGUGUUACCAGAUUGGCUGGUGUCUAGAUUUUUAGAUCCGUAGGAAGACGAGAGCAAGGAAAGUAUGUUGAAUUUAACACAUUUAACAUAAUGGGGCUGUUUUGGAGGUGAUACUAAUCCAAAGAAACUCUCAUUUGCACAGUGCUUUCUUUUGUUUUGAAUCAUUUAUGCCAGUAUAGAAGAAAAGUGGAUUUAGACCAAGUACAAUGUGGGACGACUGAAGUGGACCAGCAGAGAGACAGUUGGAUGUGAAGGUUGAGGAGCUCUUCUUGGAGAGAGAUGAAGGGGGAGUUUGGUAUCAUGUGUCAGGAGGAUCCAGCUCUUCAAUGAGGCUGUAGUACAGACAUGAUGUUUUGAUGUAGAAAUGUAAUUAUAGUGAUAUAUAUUCAGUAUUUUGAACAGGAUUUUAGAUUUUUCCACCUCCUCUGUGGGGUUUUUCUUGUCUUAUUAAGGAGUGUGGUCUUUUCGGUUCCUGCGCCCGCACUCAAAUAUACGCUGCUUGCGUUUAGCUUACCUGCUCUCCAGCUUCAGCUCAAACUGAAAGACCACACUCUUGAUUUAAAGAUGGAGAAAACAAAACUCAUGCUACUCCUAUGUGCGUCUGCCGAAUGUGAGAGAUGAGAAUAUUACAGGUCGCUUAGUCUGACUCAACUCGAGCUUAUCGAGAGCACUGGUUAUAUUUUUAACGGCUACGUAACCAUCUAUGAAAACCAAGCUGAAACGCUCAGAAGCAGCAAUGUCACAAUCUGUUUCCUGAAUAUCUCAGGUUACAACUGGAUAUGCUUCUUAUUAUACUCUUAUACUAUUCUGUCUGUGUGGCGGUACGCUGUAGUAAAGUUGUUGUGUCAGUAUUUGUUCAGUCCGAUCCGUGUUUUGAUGAAACAUCUUUUUCUGAUUUAUUAACUGUAUCUCUCUUUAUCUUUACAACUAAGGCGCAAAGCUAUAUGGGUAAUAUCCCACAGAUACAUGCUGCAACUAUGUACGUCGUUAUAUAUUCCUGACAGUGUUCGUCUCUUCUGUUUCAUUUGUUUUGAACCGUACAGUCCAGUAGUAAAACUGCCAUCAUUAUGAAGAAGCAGGGUGUUGUAAAUUUGUACGUGCCUCUUUUGUCGAGAGCUAUUUUUUCCAUUUCUGAAAAACUUGAUAAAGAGAAAACAUUUUAUUUUACAAUGUUAACUAUCAGGCUUUAGAUUGGCAGCUGGGUUGCCAGUUCUGUGUGAAUUUCUCACAAGGAAGUCUGACAAGUGAGGGUGAACCCCUUCGCGACGUUGGACGUUUACUGCAGUUGAUGUUUAAUGUGAAUAUGAAAGUCUAAGGGGCUUUGAAUCAUCCGAAUGCCGUUGAGUGAAAAUCCUCAUUUCUUUUUAUAAAGCUCCAGGUAGUGGAGAAACACCCCUUCACCCUCCUCAGCCGCAGCAGUGGGGGGUGUUGGUGGUUGUACUGACAUUUGAAUGCACGUCCUGCUUCAGCGUCUGUAGCGUUAAAGUGGGACGAGAUCAUGUGAAAGAGGAACUUGUGUCAGCAAUAUAGGAAAACAAAUGAAUUCAGUAACAUGAGAAACAGUUGGAAGACUGUAAUCGUGUGUUUAGGAUUGUAGAUCGUUUCGCUGUGCGCAUGCCUUCUCUUUUGUUAUCAGCUGUGACUUUGCUGUGCUAUGUACGUCUGUUUGUUUCACAUCAUGGCAUAUAUACAUUUUAUUAUGUACAAGAUGCAUAUAGGAGUGGAUUAUAUAUAUAUAUAUAUAUACAUAUAUACAUGUGUGUAUAUAUUAUCAUCAUAAAUGUACAAAAUGAUAUUAUACAAUAAAAUGGCAAACAUCUGCAACAAA
Hippoglossus stenolepis (Pacific halibut) is the source of this 3110-nucleotide messenger RNA. It is a transcript of the gene abhd11, whose product is annotated as abhydrolase domain containing 11. The record is from RefSeq and is a predicted model, not a curated record. Lineage: Eukaryota; Metazoa; Chordata; Actinopteri; Pleuronectiformes; Pleuronectidae. The coding region runs from base 130 to 1056 and encodes 308 amino acids. Gene Ontology annotation, cellular component: mitochondrion. The transcript is spliced from 6 exons.